Molecule: messenger RNA, 1408 nt
Organism: Melozone crissalis (California towhee)
Lineage: Eukaryota; Metazoa; Chordata; Aves; Passeriformes; Passerellidae
Gene: TAPBPL
Product: TAP binding protein like
Exons: 8
Coding region: 1-1386 (461 amino acids)
Source: RefSeq, a predicted model, not a curated record
AUGGCGGGAGCGCGGCUGCUGCUGGCGGGUCUGUUCCAUAUUUGGGGAGGGGUCGCGGUUUUUGGGGAGCCGCCCCCCGCCCUGCGCUGCCCCCUGCUGGACCGGCGCGGCGCCCCCUCCCCCCGCGGGGCCCUGCUCCGCUUUUUGGGGGGUCCCGGGGCCCCCCCGCACCCCGAGACCCCCCCGGACCCCCAGAACACCUUCGACGUCAUCGACGCUCUGGGGGUGCUGCAGGGUUUCUGGGGUCCCUCGUUGGCGCCCCCCCGGUGCGAGCUGAGCCCCACGGAGCCGCUGCUGCCGCCGCCCCCGGGGCCGUCCCCGCGCUGCCACCCGGGGCUGGGCACGCGCUGGUGGCUGCUGGCCCUGGGGACACCGCAAAGGGAGGGGACGGUGCUGCUGCACCAGGUGACAACGGCGGGGGACACGGCCAGGGUCAACGCCUCCCUGGCCAUCUCCACGCUGACCCCGAGGCUGCGGGGGCUCCUGGGGACCCCCCAGACCCUGCACUGCUCCUUCACCCCCCCCGCCCCGGGGGUCCCCUUCACCCUGGAGUGGCUGCGGCACCGCGACGGCGCCACCCGGCGCCUGCUGGCCUUCGACUCGGCCGCCAACCGCGUCACCGAGGCGGCGCCGGGGCCGCCAGGGGGCGCUGUGCAGGUCUCUCUGCAGCUGCCGCCGCUCUCGGUGUCCGAUGACGGCUCCUUCAUCUGCUCCGUGGCCACGCCCCUCGGGCAGCUGCAGCAGGUGCUGCACAUGAACGUGAUUGCCCCUCCCCAGGUGUCCCUGGUCCCCUCCGUGCUGUCCCCGGGUGUCCCAGCCCGGCUCCGCUGCGACGCCGUCGGGUUUUUCCCUCUGGACGUUGGGAUCCGCUGGGAGCGCCAGGCCCGGGGGGACCCGCGGCCACGCCCGGUGACACCCGAGGGUGCCACCGCCGCCGCCGCCCCUGGGGACAGUGCCAGCAGCCCUGGGGACAGUGCCAGCAGCCCUGGGGACGGCGCCGCGGGGCUGAGCUGGAGCUCGGGGCACCGGCGCGCGGCCGACGGCACCUUCAGCCGGAGCGCGGGGCUGAGCGUGGCCGCGGGGACAGCGGGGGACAGCUACAGCUGCCUGGUGACACACGCGGCGUGGGACGCGCCACUGAGGGUCACCGUGGACACUGGGGACAUUGGGGACAGGGUUUGGGACAUUGGGAACCCACCUGGGAUGGGGUUUGGGGACAGCUCCAGCUGCCUGGUGACGCACGCGGCGUGGGACGCGCCACUGAGGGUCACCGUGCAGGUGGCAGGUGACAGCGGGCCCAGCGUGGAGGACAUGGCGGGGAUGGCCCUGGUGGCCUUUGUCAUCGGGGGGCUCUGCCAGCGCCUGUGGCCCUCGGCGGGGAGGUGACACCCGUGGCACCGAUGUCACC